This is a messenger RNA of Brassica oleracea var. oleracea, 2057 nucleotides long. RefSeq names its product mitogen-activated protein kinase 18. The coding region runs from base 222 to 1925 and encodes 567 amino acids. Gene Ontology annotation, biological process: protein phosphorylation; intracellular signal transduction. NCBI's taxonomy places the organism in Eukaryota, Viridiplantae, Streptophyta, Magnoliopsida, Brassicales, Brassicaceae. Gene Ontology annotation, molecular function: ATP binding; MAP kinase activity. The transcript has 8 exons. The record is from RefSeq and is a predicted model, not a curated record. Gene Ontology annotation, cellular component: nucleus; cytoplasm.
GAUAACAAAUUCUAUUUCGAUAAAGCCUUUGGGAUUCUCUCUCUCUCUCUCGUCUCUUCUUCUCCGAUCGCUGCUUCUAGGGUUUGUUUUCUUCUUCUCUCUUUGUCUUCUUCACUAUUGUGAGAACUUGUCUGAGAUAGUUUUGUGAGUUUUGAGUUUCUGGGUUUGUUCGUAUCGAUUGGAAUCAAUCAGGGCAAGAUUAAAGUCGAUAACUUUGAAGGAUGAGGGACACGAAAGAGAUGGAAUUUUUCACAGAGUACGGUGACGCCAACCGAUACCGAAUCCUCGAAGUCAUCGGCAAAGGAAGCUACGGAGUUGUGUGCGCAGCCAUCGACACGCACACGGGAGAGAAAGUCGCAAUCAAGAAGAUCAAUGACAUCUUCGAACACAUCUCCGACGCGCUUCGGAUCCUCCGUGAGGUUAAGCUUCUUAGGCUCCUAAGGCAUCCGGAUAUAGUGGAGAUCAAAAGCAUCAUGCUUCCUCCUUCCAAGCGAGAGUUCAAAGACAUCUACGUUGUCUUUGAGCUCAUGGAAUCCGAUCUUCAUCAAGUUAUUAAAGCCAAUGAUGAUUUGACUCGCGAUCACCACCAGUUUUUCCUUUACCAGAUGCUUCGCGCCUUGAAGUUUAUGCAUACGGCUAAUGUUUAUCAUCGUGAUCUUAAGCCGAAGAAUAUACUGGCGAAUGCAAACAGCAAGUUGAAAGUUUGUGACUUUGGAUUGGCUAGAGUAGCGUUCAAUGAUACUCCUACAACAGUCUUGUGGACGGACUAUGUUGCCACAAGAUGGUACAGAGCGCCUGAGCUCUGUGGAUCAUUCUUUACUAAGUAUACUCCAGCUAUAGACAUAUGGAGCAUUGGUUGCAUAUUUGCAGAGGUACUAACAGGGAAGCCAUUGUUUCCUGGGAAAAACAUUUCUCAUCAGUUGGAGUUGAUUACUGAUCUUCUUGGCACACCAAAACUAGAGACUAUUUCUGGAGUUAGAAAUGAUAAAGCUAGAAAGUACUUGAGUGAAAUGAAGAAGAAAGAUCCUGUCACCUUCUCUCAAAAGUUCUCCAAAGCAGAUCCUUUAGCAAUCAGACUUUUGCAGAGGCUGUUGGCUUUCGAUCCAAAGGAUAGACCAACUGCUGCAGAGGCACUGGCUGAUCCUUACUUUAAGGGUCUUGCUAAGGUUGAGAGAGAACCUUCAUGUCAGCCAAUCUCGAAGAUGGAGUUUGAGUUUGAGAGAAGAAGGUUGACAAAGGAUGACAUUAGGGAACUUAUUUACAGGGAGAUACUGGAGUACCAUCCCCAGUUGCUCAAGGACUAUAUGAGCGGUUCUGAAGGAUCAAGUUUCGUAUAUCCUAGCGCCAUAGGACAUCUUAGGAAGCAGUUCAAUUACUUAGAGGAGAAUAGCAGUAGAAAUGGGCCGGUCAUACCUCUUGAGAGGAAGCACGUUUCACUUCCUCGGUCUACAGUUCAUUCAAGUGUAGUCCAUUCCACCAGUCAACCAAUUCCUGCAGGAACUAGAGCUUUAGGACCUCCUCCAAGAGUACCACCAUCUGGUAGAGCAGGACGUGUUGUGGAAUCAUCUGUUAGUUAUGAGAAUGGUAGGAACCUUAAAGAAGCUUACUUCAGAAGCGCGGUAUCAUCUCCUCACUGCUACUUCAAAGCAAACACCAUGAUGAACCCAAAUAACAGCAAGGUUGAGGCUUCUUUUCAGCCUAAACCACAAGAAUUUGUCACCGUACCGCCAGCUGCUAGGACUAACCAAACAAACGUGGAGAUUGUGAACCGCCCAAACCCUUAUUUCCAAUCACAAGUCCCUAAUAUAGAACAGUCAAGCAACAACAACAAUAUGGCCAUCGAUGCUAAGCUGUUGCAAGCACAAUCACAGUUUGGUCCAGCCGGAGCAGCAGCGGUUGCAGUAGCAGCACACAUGAACCUAUAGGCACAACUAUUUAGGGUCUCCGGUCCUAGUUUUUUGUGUAGAGUAUUAUUGGGCUAGGCUCUGAUUUCAACAACUUUCAAAUGAUAUAAUAAAAGACUCUGAUGUUGUAACUCGCAAGAUUUGGUUAGAUCA